UCGAGUUGUUUGUGCGACUCGCACAGUGUUUCGAAGCCGCAGCGCGUCUCGUAAAAUCUAUUGACCAUGCGGGAAGUUCAACGAAAAACUAUCGCGGACACCAUCUGAACGCUUAAACAGCUUUGGACUUGUAUAGAAAUGCAUUUUUCGUCAUAAAUCUUGUAAAGCGGGAUUAAGAUAUGGACAGUGGACAAAAACGCAGCAGUAACAAUGGUGAGAAUUUAACUCUCGGGGAUUGUAUCGAGAGAGGCUUCGUGCCUGAUAUUGGUGUCAAUGUGUCCGCUUUAAAUACGUCAAAAGAUUUCUCAAACGGACAGAGCGGUAGUGACGCUCAAAGAAAUCUCUCUCUGGCAGACCCAUCCUUAUUGGGACGUAACACACAAGAACCAGCUGUUAAGGCAUUUAAACCUUUCAGAAUGCAGCACCAGCAAAAGGUAAAAGAGCCCCUCAACAUUGGGGAGAACUUUUCGCUCUUGGACGAGAGCAUUGCAGACUUAAAUCGUGGCUCUAGCAUCCAGGCCCCUGACACUUUUACAAUGAAAAUGGAGCAGUUUUCCCCCAUGGAAAAGGAUAGGCUGGACUUUCCAUCCUAUGGCCACAUGGAUAAGGAAUUGGAUAGUAGUGAGAGAGUGAUUGGUGACAACACCAUUGACAUCCUCAAGGAUCUGGACUUACCUGACUCCCUAUCUGACCUGAAUGAGCUAUACGUUGCUGACGAGGCUGCCUUUCUUUCCUCGUUGGCAGUGGAUGAUGCCCUGCUGGGAGAGAGCAACUUUCUGAAGGAUACCAGCCCUGUUGUCACUGGCAACAGUGCAGCCUGUGCAAAUGUGAACGGCAUGGGGAAACGGCAGCAGAUGGUGGAAGCCAGUGUCAACAUCAAGACCGAGAAAGACGCAGACUUUAUCCAGCUGUGUACGCCGGGUGUCAUCAAACAGGAGACUGAGAGGCGGAGCUACUGUCAGAUGUCAGGGAUGGGUGGUCCUCACAGUGGGCCCACCACUUUGGGAGAGAUGGGCGGACAGGGAUACCACUAUGGAGCCAACACCGCCUCAGCUGUGAGUUUACCAGAUCAGAAACCUCCAUUCGGCCUGUUUUCUCCCCUACCCACCUUAAGUGAUGGUGGGUUCGAGGAAAAUGGAUAUGGAGAUCCGUCUGGGAUGCAGAGAGCCAAUGAGACAGUACUUCCGUCCACCUAUCCAUACAGCAGGGGUAACCAUGGUAACCGCUGUUUCAUUCAGCCCGUCUGCCACUUUUGUUGCUGUCAGUGUUGUAAAUUUGAACCUUUUGAUGGAAAAUAAGAUCAAUUCAGGUAAUAACAUAUCUAGUAUUAUUUUACCCUUUGAUUCAAAGUUUAAUGGGGAUAAUGCUAUUUCUUGCUACUUACACUGUUAAAGAGUUGGAUUCUCAUGAUAAACAUGACCAAAGUUUAAAAAAAUGAGUUGGACCUAUGACAGAGUAUUUCUUUGCCAAAUACAUUACUGUAGGGUCCAUCAACAUCGAUAUGAAGGAUGCAGUACUACUCUAUAGGUAUACUCAAGAAAAAAGUUUUUGUAUAUUUACUGAAGGGAUGGUUGCUGUAUACUAUGGAAGCCUAUUUCCACCACUAAAUAA
Molecule: messenger RNA, 1611 nt
Organism: Cyprinus carpio (common carp)
Lineage: Eukaryota; Metazoa; Chordata; Actinopteri; Cypriniformes; Cyprinidae
Product: glucocorticoid receptor-like
Exons: 3
Coding region: 180-1298 (372 amino acids)
Source: RefSeq, a predicted model, not a curated record